UAGAGAGAGGACAGAGAGAUUCCCGUGAUACCAGCCAAGGAUGGCAACCACCGCAGCGGCUGCAGUAGCCUCAUCUUUCUCGACAUUCAAAUGCAUAAGCUCCAAGACUUGGCCAACCGAUCAUCUCUUAAUAAAGAUUUCAUGUCCAAAAAUCUCGGUUUCUCACUCUCUUGGGAUUGGGAUUGAAUCCAUUGGUGUGUGCAGCAAGUGGAGGGCCCCGCGUAUAACCGCCGCGGUAGCACAGGAGGAAGCUGCUGAGGUGGCUGCUGCUGAGGUAGAGAGUUCGGGACCAAAUACUAAGCUUUAUUUUGGGAAUUUGCCGUAUCUUUGUGAUAGUGCGCAGCUUGCUGGAAUUAUUCAAGCAUAUGCAAGUCCAGAGCUGGUUGAGGUUCUGUACGACAGGAACACCGGAAGAAGCAGAGGAUUUGCAUUUGUGACCAUGAGCAGCGUGGAAGAAUGCAACUUAGUCAUUGAAAAUCUUGAUGGAAGUGAAUAUGGCGGCAGAACGUUGAGAGUUAAUUUCUCGGACAAGCCUAAACCAAAAGAGCCUCUUUAUCCAGAAACAGAACACAAACUUUUCGUGGGAAACCUGGCAUGGACCGUUACAUCGGAGAGCCUAACACAGGCGUUUCAAGCAUAUGGAGAUCUGGUGGGAGCAAGAGUCCUGUAUGACGGGGAGACAGGGAAGUCCCGUGGCUAUGGAUUCGUGUGCUACGCAACGAGAGCUGAACUCGAAGCUGCAAUUGAAGCCAUGAAUGGAGUGGAACUAGAAGGCCGAGCAAUGCGUGUUAGCCUAGCGCAGGGCAAGACUCAAUAGGGAAGAUAUGCCUACACAAAGAUGCAUUGGAUUUGCUUUAAUUGCUUAACACCAAAUCACAAAAUCAGAGUUGGCAUUUAUGUUCUGGUGAUGAUUUAUAGCCAUUUUUCAUGGCCAUCUCUAAAUAAUGGUAACCCACGAUUGUUAUUUGAGGUGUGCUUUGGGUAAA
Molecule: messenger RNA, 986 nt
Organism: Salvia hispanica
Lineage: Eukaryota; Viridiplantae; Streptophyta; Magnoliopsida; Lamiales; Lamiaceae
Product: RNA-binding (RRM/RBD/RNP motifs) family protein
Biological process (GO): chloroplast rRNA processing
Cellular component (GO): chloroplast thylakoid membrane
Molecular function (GO): mRNA binding
Source: RefSeq, a predicted model, not a curated record